UGUGCUGUCUGCUGUCCAGAAAAUAUAUAAAUUAUUUUUAUUUUUGUCUCUCAGACCAGACCCAACCCAUCUCCUACAACCAUCUGUCUCGGUGGUGUUCUUUGAUCCUCUCUCUUACAAACCUAAAAUCUCGGCAUUCGAUCUCUGGGGAGGAUCGACAAGAAAGAGAGGAUUCACGAUGACGAUCUUAUUAGCGACGCUUUUCGAAUCCACCAAGGAUAAAUGCUAUGCCCCAAGCUUCAUCGCCGUCAAUCUCUCUCUGGCUUUUAUCGAUGCCGCUCUUGCUUUCAUCGCAUUCCUUCAGUUAUCUCGAUUUCACAGGCGGAAUAAACAAGUUGGAUGGACUCGGCAAAAAGUACUUCAUCUUAUGAUUGGUUCUUCAAACACUGGUUCUGUCGUUUAUUUCGUUGCUGCGAUUAUAGCGACUUGCACGAGGUGGCAUCAUUGGUCUAACGCAUUAGGUUUUCUACUCAUGGCCUUUCCCAAAAUUCUGUUUCUGGCAACUUUUCUCCUGCUUCUCUCUUUCUGGGUAGAUGUUUGCCAUCAGGGAAAUGGAGAGGAGGAUGAUGAUGAUGAUGAAGAGAAUAGCAUCCAACAAGUUUUGCUUGAAAAAAGCAACACCAAGCCAGGUUCUUCGAAUGCAAGUGAUCGUAGAAAGUGUUGCUCUUUCCAUGGUAUUCAUGUUGGAACCCGUCAGAAGUUUGUCGUUGCGGCGGUUAUUCUUGUGUUCAUCUUAAUGAUAUCAUUUGCAAUUCUUAUCUGGAUCGCUUCCGGAAAAAAUCCUAUGAAUUCUUCAUUAUUGGCUGAGGUGUAUGUCGAUAUUUUUGCUGCAAUAAUCCUAAUCACGGGAGGAGGAAUAUGCUUCUAUGGCCUGCGUCUGCUCUUUAAUCUAAGAAAGGUGCGGUCUGAACAAGUUUCAGCAGAGAUGCGUAAGGUAUCGGGUUUAGCAGGCGUCUCAGUUGUUUGCUUCACUGUUAGCUCUUUAAUCGCUCUUCUCACACACAUUCCACUCUUCUAUCAUUGGAACCCAAGCAAAUUACACGGCAUCAAAGCAUUGGUUCUUCUGAUCAUAUACUAUUUCAUAGGUUUCACUGUACCAUUGGCUUUCGUUUUAUGGGUAUUGCGGGAGUUACCCCCUCAAAACAUUGUGAGUAGACAAGAAGAUACCAGAAGGAUUACUUAUGUCAACUAUGAAACUGUUGCAAGGCAACCUCCACAGGACUGGGCCUCCACUACAGUGUCGAAAAAUCAGGUUUCUAAAGCAAGUCCUAUAUGAACGAAAGAAUCGUUAUAAGCAUUGACCUGAAGCAAAAAUCCGCCAAUUUACUCUUCUAGUUACCGGGAAAAAGCCUCGUUGGAUUGCGGAAUGGUAGUUAGGCCGAAUGUGUUGUGUUGUGCUGGAGUGAAUGAAAGUGGUAACAAGCUCUCGUUUUCUUCUCUCUAUGUCGCCUUGGAAGACAAAAAAUUUGUUUAUAAGAUAGAAAGGGAGGUUUUAAUCUGAGAAAGCUCUGUAAAUAUUAACUUUUGAUUGCAGUUUUUAGUUUUAGGUGCAUCAUGUGUUGGAACUUGUGGAUGGGAUAUAAAAUGUGUUCUAAGGAAGAAGAUAUAAAUUUUGUCUUCCUUUCUAAACA
Messenger RNA from Arabidopsis lyrata subsp. lyrata, 1631 nucleotides. Its product is annotated as tobamovirus multiplication protein 1. The coding region runs from base 179 to 1276 and encodes 365 amino acids. The transcript is spliced from 13 exons. The record is from RefSeq and is a predicted model, not a curated record. Lineage: Eukaryota; Viridiplantae; Streptophyta; Magnoliopsida; Brassicales; Brassicaceae.